AUGUGCUUGAGCUUGAGCGCAGAGACCUCGCCGCGAAUCAAAUCUUUCGUCUACUCCCUCCAUGUUUCUGUAAUUUUCAUACUGAUCGCCGCUUUUGAGCUAACAGAAACAGAAGAUAACAAAAGCCUACGAAAAGGCAUCUUCCUCGUGAGCCUUGGACUCACACUUCUUUCCCUCCUUUACGUACGAGCAAAAUUCAGCCCAGGUCUAUGGGAUGAAGAAACAAAUACGGAAGGCCGAGAAGAUACAGGGCCAAAGCCUCCGACGUAUGAGAACAUCCUAGAAUCGAAUGCAGAAGUUUUCAAGAGGAUGGCGAUCGAUGACCCUGAAGCGCCGCCUCCGACGAUUGGAACCGGUCUUCGAAUCGGUAUUCCCGUGAAUGAUGAUUACAAGCCUCCGAAUUACAUUCAAUCGGAAGGAGAGCCACCGAGCUUUAUUGAAUCUACCGGGAUCAUCGAAGUUCAAGCUGAUGGGACUUCAAUUUUGGAAUCGCAGGGAAAUCUAGGCAUGUUUGAUGCGAAAAGACACCGCAAAGAGCAACAAAAACAGGCGAUUAAGAAUCAGAAGAUGGGACAGAAAUUCGGAGCAACGAGUCUUGUUGAUAGCGCAUUCAAAGGUCCACCUAAAGCGGUGCCUAUCGAGGAGUUCGAUAUUCUUACGGAAGACCGACAGUUCAUUUUUCACAACUUUUGGCUCGAAGUUCGACAUCGAAGCUUGAACUGUUUCAAUUUUUACAUGGAGCAGAACUAUACCUCCGUGAUCAAAAUUAGCUCCCUCGACGACGACAUUCAUCCCUCUGCGAUUAUUAAAGACGACGAGAACAGAAUCAUUGGCAAAAUAAACCCAACUGGCGAUAAAUCCAGAGGUGACAUGAAACUGGAAGCGCUCCCUCGAGACGGUUACGUAAACAUGUGUCUCUUCAACGUCAAUGGAGGCUUCGCAGCAGCGGAAAUCGGCGUUGAAAUUAUGAUAGUAUUUACUCCUGGAAAAUCACCGUUUGGUAAGAAAAUGACGCUUCCAAACGCAGAAGUCAUGGAAAGCGCAAGCGAAAACGCCGAAGAAGAAAUGGAACUCCUCGAACUUGUAAGAAAAUUCGACGAUCUGGUGGCAGGACUGCGAGUCAAAAUGUUCAGCGCCUGGCGAACUAUCCAACAGAUGAAAAUCUUCCAUCACGGGGACGAAAUUUCGCAAGAGCAUCAAUCAGACAUGAUAACAAAUUGGAGUUUGUUUCAAGUUGGAGUGAUGGUGCUCGUCGUUUUCUUACAAGAAUUGCAUCUCCCACUGAAUUUGGACAGAUUGUAUGCAUCAAAAAACGAUCUACAGAACUUGUCUGAUAUUUCGAAUCUCUGUAGUAUUACAGAGGUCGACCUAUCUUCCAACGACUUGAAAUACAUCGAGCCUGGCGACCUGACUUGCAUGGCUCAUUUGAUUUCAGUAUCGCUUUCGCAAAACUGGAUCGGCGACGUGGACGAAGAUCUCUUCAGGAAUCUCACUGAAAUCACUUCGAUUCAAAUGGCGAAUAUGAAUCUUCAUUCACUCCCCGUUACUAUUUUCCGAGAUAAUACUCUGCUUUCAUCACUUGAUCUAAGCAAUAAUCGAAUCAAAACGAUCCCUACAAACUUGUUUGCUAACAAUCAGAACCUGGCAUUCCUGGAUCUGUCCUUGAAUCAAAUCACGACUCUUUCUCCCGAGGUAUUUCUGUCCUGUCCGAAGCUGACUCAGAUGUUUCUCCGUGACAACGAACUAACGGUGGCCCAUUCAAGCUGGUUCCGUGCUUUUUACUACAAGUCCAAAUUUCGACCUUACAUCGACCUCUCUGGCAAUCCUUGGAGCUGCGCUUGCAGCAUGAUUUCCUUCAGAGCCUGGCGGAAUCGAAACAAGUGGUUUAUGGAUAUAGAAGGAUUUCAAGCUUAG
Messenger RNA from Oikopleura dioica, 1914 nucleotides. Lineage: Eukaryota; Metazoa; Chordata; Appendicularia; Copelata; Oikopleuridae. The record is from the annotation of a GenBank genome assembly.